AAUAAACAGCGGCGGUUUGGUUUGAUGGAGCGGUUUGUGUUUCAACUUGAAGAAAAAAAAUCUGUGGUUGAAGCUUUUUUCACUAAUCGAUGGUCCACUACAUUAUUUUCACAUCGACCAUGAGUGAAAGUGGAGCGGUUGCACUGGAAGUCUUUUUUUUUUAUUUAUUAUUUUUUUGGUGUUACAAUAUAACCAGAGAGCGGUGACUGUACCGGGCUGACUCGCGCAUGCGCAGUCGAAGCCCCGGAGCCGCAGGAGAUCAGAGCUGCGCUCCGGAGUAAGGGACAGGGACACACCGUUAUGAGUGCCAAAGUGAACAUGGAGGCUCCACCCAAAGAACCUGAUCGCACCCCUCUGGACCCAUCCGCCUCAACCCCCAGUGAGGCUGUCCUCAUCUGUGGGAGUGAUGGUGUUGCCAAGAAGGCUCGGCCCCAGCCCCACGCCACCACUACUACCACCACCACUUUCCUCCUGCCAGCUCCCGCUCCAGGCCAUCAGAAGAUAGAGGUGACCCCAGCUGUUGCCGUGGGAGACCCAGGUAAAGGAGGCAGGGCCAACGAGACGGCCACACCCACCCUGACAGCACAGGUGGGCGGGGCUUGUAGCAUCGUCCAUGUGCUUGAGUGGAAAGAGGGGAUGGCCAUCCUGCCCAGCAGCAACCUCAAGUUCUGUGUGAGUGACGUAGGAACACUGAGCACACUGAUCACCCCAGGGACGACCAGCAGCACCACUGAACCAGCAGCCGGGACUUCUGGGAGAUCCGCUGACGCAGAAAGUUCUCCAGCAGACAAGCCAGAUGUUCCAGCGCCUGUGGUCCCCGUGAGAGGUGCAGCCGUGGAGCCAGAGAGGUUUGUGUCGGUCAAACCUGAAGUCCAGGUUGGCCCGGGACAACAGAAACAUGAUCCCAGAGCUCAGAGGACCUACACAGAGGAGCUGCGCAGAGAGCCCAUCACUGACAAGAGGAGUGUCGGGGUAGAGAAGGUGCCAGCAGGCGGGAGGGUCUCCUCCCUGAAUCCCGAUCACCUGAAACCCAUGAGGAAGAGGAAGAGGAAGGAAUAUCUGAGUCCCUCUGAGGAAGACUCUGACAUCGAAGGCACGGACGGGAAAAUGGAUGAUUCAAAAACGGACAGCAGACACAUCAGAGGAGCUGGAGACAGUAAGACAGAGCAGUGGACGUGGGCUCAGUAUCUGGAGGAGAGCAAAGCUGUUGCUGCGCCCAGCAGUCUCUUUCAAGAGUCCCAGAGGGUGCCAACAGUGAAGAACGGCUUUAAACAGGGGAUGAAGCUGGAAGGCAUUGACCCACAGCAUCCGUCCAUGUACUUCGUCCUCACUGUGGCCGAGGUCUGUGGUUACCGGCUCAGGCUCCAUUUUGACGGCUACUCUGACUGCCACGACUUCUGGGUGAAUGCCAACUCCCCCGACAUCCACCCACCAGGCUGGUGUGAGAGCACAGGACACAAACUGCACACCCCCAAAGGCUGUAAAGAGGAGGAGUUUACCUGGACCAACUACCUGAGAAUGACUAAAGCACAAGUGGCUUCCAAAGAACUAUUUGCCAGUCCUGGGAGGAUCGAUGUCAAGUGCGGUUUUGAGAUCGGAAUGAAGCUGGAAGCCGUCGACCGUAUGAACCCCUCCCUCAUCUGUGUAGCGACCGUUACUGACGUGGUGGACGACCGUUUCCUGGUUCAUUUUGACAACUGGGAUGACACAUAUGACUACUGGUGUGAUUCCAGUAGUCCGUACAUUCAUCCUAUUGGUUGGUGCAAGGAAAGGAACCUCCCACUAACACCGCCCCAAGAUUACCCAGACCAGGCCCGGUUCUCCUGGUCUCUCUACCUGGAGGAGACUGGUGCCAAGGCGGUGGCUGCUGACGCCUUUAAAGUGCGUGAGCCUCACAGCUUCCAGCCACAGAUGAAACUAGAAGCUGUAGACAAGAGAAGUCCUGGUCUGAUCAGAGUGGCUACAGUGGAGGAGGUCGACACCCAUCGCAUUAAGGUCCAUUAUGACGGCUGGAGUCAUGUCUAUGAUGAGUGGAUGGACUCAGAUCACCCCGACAUCCACCCAGCAGGCUGGUGUGAGGCGACAGGACACCCGCUUAAAGUUGCACCACGGGACACCAAAACACAGCAGCCACACGGUGUGAGGGAGCCUCCUGCUACAGGCCAGUCCACCUACCCCUCCUCUGUUCCUUGUAAACCCAUCAGCCACCCCAGAACCAACAAGUACAGCUUCCACAACAGGAAGUGUCCAACUCCUGGUUGUGAUGGUUCAGGUCACGUGACCGGUCGUUUCACCGCUCAUCACUGCAUAUCCGGCUGUCCAUUGGCUGAGCGUAACCAAGGCAGGCUGAAGGCAGAACUGUCAGACUCAGAGUGCAAGAGGAACCUCUUCUUUGGCCAGAGGACCAAGAAAACUCAUUAUCGUGGCAGGAUUGGCCGUCCUCCCAAAUACAGGAAGAACCAGCAGAGAGACUAUCAGAACAUGUCGUCAGAGGGUGUGUAUCCAUCACUGUUCAUGUCAGCUCUGAGCAGCCAGUCAGACAGGACUCUGUCUCUAUGCUGGGAGCAGCAUUGCAAGCUGCUGCCAGGCGUUCAGGGCAUUCACGCCAGCCAGGUGGCGGCAUGGAACGUCGAAGAGGUCUUCAGGUUUGUCCAGAAUCUAAUUGGCUGUGAAGAACAGGCUCGUGUCUUCAAAGAAGAGAUGAUUGACGGGGAGGCCUUCCUGCUACUGACCCAGACCGACAUUGUGAAGAUCAUGAGCAUCAAACUCGGACCCGCCCUCAAGAUCUCCAACGCCAUUCUCAUGUUCAAGAGCACAGACGAGGGACUCAAGUGAUCCCGCCCUCACUCAUCGGGGGUCGUCGGGCCGCCAAUCAUCAUGUGCCAAAUUCAUUCUGUUGCAGGGAAAAAGACCCUGAUCCCUUUUUCAUGUGUUUGGUGUCCUGUACCCAUCAGAGAGAGGGAGGAGGGGAGGGGGGAGGGGGGAAGGUGAGGUCCGAUCAGGGUUAAAUGGUAGAUUAAAGGAGAGGGUGGAAGAAGGGAAAUAAUGAAAAUCAGAUUUUUUAUUUUUUAUUUUUUGAAUGACGGACAAAUUAGUGUGGAGGGUGGAUAGAAGGAGGCUGCUGAAGGUGAGGUCAAACAUUACAAGUUUUUUGAGUUUGGUGGUUUUCACAACUGAUGCGUUUAGUUCAUUACCAAACAUCACCUGAACAUCACAGGCAGAGUUUCACAUCUGUCACAGAUCUGCCAGUUUAUGAUAUGUUUGGUUAAACUGUGAUUAUAUCCAACUGGGUUUUUUUUUAUGCUGAGUUUUCUAUUUGUGCUUUGAAAGCCUGUGUGAAAAAAUAGUAGAAAUUCAGGGAGGGAAAGAAAUCACAUUUCUACAGCCAGAACCUUUAACACCUCAGAUGAGUGUAAAAAUGUAAUUUCUUUCCCUCCCUGAAUUUCUAUUAUUUUCACACAGGCUUUCAAAGCUGAAUGAAACAGAUUUCUUUGAAAAGACAACCUGCUUCUGGUUCUUCUUCUGUAAACAUGGCGUCAGCAUCUUGCUGCAGCUCACAACCAUCCAAGAGAUACUAGUAUUAUUUGUACUUUCACUUCCUGAAUGAGAAUCCUUCCUAUUGAUGCAAGCCUUAACAAGUCAGCUGAAAGUGUACCUACUACCUUACAGAGGUGGACCAAAUUUAUUGAGUACUGUACCUAGAUUUGAACUAAAUCAUCAGUUCAAAAACCCCUAAAACGGCAGGUGAAAUCAUCAAAAUGGGGGAAAAUGCUGAAAUACUCAAUGCACAAAUAGAAACUGAAGAAAAUAAGAGGGUUGACUAAAAGGGAAGAGAUGGGGAGGACUUGGCAGGGGGGAAACAUGGCCAAAAAGCAAGUAAGAGGAGUUAAAUGCAGUAGACGAGGCUGGUCAGUGAGGCAAGCUUCACAUUUUGUGCAAUAAAACAGUUAAUAGAGAAGUACUGUAUUCAGUAACACUUUUUUUUUUAAUUACAGCUCCUUUAUGUUGUCAGAGUAAUUCUUAAGUUGUAACAGAAUAACAUGAAAUAAAUAAGCUACUUUGUUCAGACUAUUGUAAAAAGAUUCAGGUUUAUGAGAGGAAGCCUUUCUUCAGUUUCCUGAGUAUUCUGAAGUAUUAGUCGUUUGUGUUUACUGCCUCGAAACUCUCCACACUGGAACUUACUGCACCGUUAAUGUAAAAAUUCAAAUGAUACGGGAGCUGUAAUUUAAAAUGUUACCCUCUUCUAUAGAAUCAGAGUCAGAGAUCAAACAACACAGUGUUAUGAGUUUUUAUAUCUAUAUGCAAAACAUGUUAAAUUAUUAUUUUUGCACCUCUAAAUGGACGAAUAGGACAGUUUGUAUUGGCAUUUUAGCACAACUGUGAAUCCCGAAUGGAUUUUACACAAUGAUGUUCCCACACUUGGUCACUAGAGAGUGCAAAAAUCCACAUUUUAGCACUAUAAACAUGGAUUUGGGAUACAGUCAAUGAAGCUCUCAGCAGUUUUCAUGUGAUGGAAACUGUGUUUUUGAAAUGUUUACAUUUUAUGUCAGGAUUGGUUCAAAGACACUGUAUGGACUUGAUAUUGUCAGAUGAAAAGUUAUUUUACUGGACUGUUUUAAGGGCUCUUGGAAUCUUAUUUGUGUGUCUCUCUGGUGGGAUUUGUGUAUGUGAGUAUGUGUGUGUGUGUGUGUGCAAGCGCGAGUGUGUGCGUUUCAAGAUAAUCUGGGGUCACAAAUGUCAUUCUAUCCAUAUGAAUUAAUAAACGUCCAAAGUUGUCUUGUCUGAGUAAAGCCACCUCCUCUUGUCUUAUCUGAGGGAACACACACACUGCAUUUCCUGUGUUUGUGCAGGUGUGUUGUGUGUGUUGACUAUAAACUUACUUUGCUUAUAUCACAUCCCCCUAUUGACCAUAUUGUCGUCAACAGUUGGCUGUGGUGGUGACAGCUCCUUUCACGCCCUUUCUCCUUUCAUUGCUUAUCUUCUUGUUCCACUGCACAGGCCAGAAAAACAGGCCUG
This is a messenger RNA of Larimichthys crocea (large yellow croaker), 5016 nucleotides long. It is a transcript of the gene l3mbtl1, whose product is annotated as L3MBTL histone methyl-lysine binding protein 1. The transcript has 22 exons. Gene Ontology annotation, molecular function: histone binding; chromatin binding; zinc ion binding. NCBI's taxonomy places the organism in Eukaryota, Metazoa, Chordata, Actinopteri, Sciaenidae. The coding region runs from base 301 to 2835 and encodes 844 amino acids. The record is from RefSeq and is a predicted model, not a curated record. Gene Ontology annotation, cellular component: nucleus. Gene Ontology annotation, biological process: negative regulation of DNA-templated transcription.